CGAGCUCUUUUUUCUAGACGUGUACUUCCGCGUACCGUGUUGUGCCCCCCCCCCUUCCACUGACACACACAGCAACUUUCGAACAGGAAACCCUUUAGACGCUUCGCCCGUCGUUUUUCUCUGCGUUCCAGGGGUGCGACUUGAACUCCUCUGACCCAGCCAUGAGUAUAAUCGGGGCUGAGGAUGAAGAUUUUGAGAAUGAUCUCAAUGAUCCCAAUGAGGACCAGUGUAAGCACUUUAACAGCAUUGAGCUUUUGAAGGAACGGCCAACUCACCUGCUGGUCUUCAUGCAGCAUGUCAUUCUACAGUUUGAUCCUGCUCCAUUGCUGUGCUACCUCCAUGCUGAGCUCUUCAAGAAGCUUUUUGCCAAAGAGAAUGCCAAGGAGAAUGCCAAAGAGAUAAAGAAACAGUUUGUGGAGUUUUACAACACCUUCCUUGACAAGGGUGCAAUUCUAAGAGUGUCCAUUCCAGUCACAAUAUCCAAUGAACUGGAUCGAACCCGCGCAGAUCUGCUUUCUGAAGAAGUUCAAAAGCGUUACGUUCAGGAGAUCCAGAACCUGCAGAUUCCUGACGUAAAGAAACAACUGGAGGACUUCAGACAUAAGCGUAUGAUGGGGAUGACCCAAAACGAAGAGGAGCUGAUUGAUGUUGAGAACCAUUACCCCACUGACCGUGUCCCGAUGAAGAUGAAGGAGGCAUAUGUAGCUGAGACGCUGCUGGAGAAGAUGUCUGACAUGCAACCUACAAUUGUGAUGGAUGAGGAAAAGUGCCAAUCCAUCUUUGCAGCAGUGACGGCCUAUAUGAAGCACCUGGAUGUUAAAACAAGGGGAGCUGAUAGUAAGUCAAAGUCCAAAGGAAUGUUCUUCAAGAGACAAACAAAGACUAGGAAGGAUGACACCCCAAAGAAGCCUAAACAGUUUUUUCCCAGCAUUCCACCUUGGAGACCAUCCGAUCCCAAACCAAAAACGGACAAUGAAGUACACCCAAGUCGGGAGAGUACAAAAAGCCCCAUGCCCGAGCCUCCUGUUCCUGUCAGCAUCACCAAAAAGUCUUCCUUAAUUGUUAGUGGGGAGAGCCAUGAUCGCCCCGGGAGCAACGACAUCAACCCCAGCCAAGAGCCCACUCUUGGGGAUGGUAAAGGUCACACAAGCACUCGCUUGGAACCUCCAUCCCAGUCGGAGUCGGGCGAUGUGUCCCCUGUUGGGACUGUUGUGCCGUCUAUCGGGGAGCCCGUCUCCCCCGUAGAACUCCCUGUGGAAGAGCCUGUGGAGAAAGAGAGACGGAAGACAAGUAGGAAAAUUGGGCGCAGCGAGAGCGCCCGUGUGGAGCGCCAGUCGUCCCGACGUCGUGGCUCUUCCCGGGUCAAACAGCCUCGCUCUCGUAGUGACGUGGACCUCCAGCUUCCUUCUGCCUUGACAACACCACCCUCCCCGCUCACCCCCCAGCACAUCCAUCCUUUUGAGGGUCCGAUUUUGGCUCCAGACGGUCCUUGCCACUCCCCCACCAUCUCCAUUCCUUCACUGGAGGAGAUAGACCCUCGCCUACAGGAGCUGGAGCAGGACCCGCCCAACUGGAGGGAUGUGGCACCACGUGAUGCCAUAAAGAAGCUCAGCAAGAAGGAAGCAAAGAGACAGGAAGUGAUAAACGAAUUGUUUGCAACAGAGCAUGCUCAUGUGCGAAUGCUUAGCGUCCUGCAGACUGUUUUCUCCAAGCCUCUUGGGAGGGAGCUGCUCCUGACAGCUGAUGAGUUGGAGACCAUCUUCCCCAGUCUUGAUGAAAUCAUUGAGCUGCACUAUAACUUCUAUGAGAACCUGAAGAAACUGCGCCUGGAGGACAACUACAUUGUGAAAAACAUCAGUACCACAGUACUUCACUUGUUUGGUGGCCCAGAGGGAGAAUGGUUCCAGAAGCUGACAGCCCGGUUCUGCAGUCACCAGAAAUAUUCAUUGGAGCAGAUCAAAGCCAAGAGGAAAGACCCACGCUUCAACUCCUUUAUCCUGGAGGCAGAAAGUAAACCGCAGUGCCGGAGGUUGCAGCUCAAAGACAUUAUUCCAACGGUGAUGCAGAGACUCACAAAGUAUCCAUUACUACUGGAGAAUAUUGCAAAGAACACAGACAAUUCAAACGAGAAGGAGAGGGUUGAGAAGAGCGCAGAGUGCUGCAAGAGGAUUCUCAAUCAUGUCAAUGAUGAGGUCAAAAAGAUGGAGAACCUGUUGAUUCUGAAGGAGUAUCAGCGCAAAUUGGACACAUCAGGGCUUAAAACGAGCAAUGACCUUUAUGUUGAAUAUAAGAAUAUUGACCUGACUCAGAGGACAAUGCUUUAUGAAGGUCCUUUAAUUUGGAAAGUUACCAGAGAGAAAGCUGUUGAUGUACAGUGUGUGCUGCUAGGAGACAUGCUGGUUCUUCUGCAGAAGCAAGAUGACAAGAUGGUCCUCAAGUGCCAAAGCAAGAGUACUUAUGCACAGGAUGGCAAACAGAUGCUAAGCCCCAUUAUUAAGCUGGACUCUGCUUUCCUCCGGGACGUAGCAACAGAUCCAAAAGCUUUCUACGUCAUAUUUGCGUGGGAAAGUGGUGCUCAGAUCUACGAACUAGUUACUCAGACUAUUGGGGAAAAGAAAACCUGGACAGACAGAAUACAGUCAGCAGUGGAUGAUCUUAAGAAGAGCGGAGCAACCAUUAAGUUGAUGCUGCCUACAAUGGCUGGAGGAGUUCCAUUAAGUCCCACCAUGCCAAAUGCCUCUUUGAGCCCAACAGAUAACGGAAGUUUGAAAAUCAGCGUUGAUCAAGACAAGGACAGCUUGACUGACCACAAGACCUCAGAUCCCAGGCACAGGCUGAUAGAUUUCCUUUCAGUCGAAAGCUUCGACCUGUUAGCCCAUUCCAACAGCCUUCAGGAGAAGGUGGCCGAUGAUGCUUUGGAUGAAGUCAGGUCACUGAAAAGACUAUUGAUCGGCAGCAUCAGUUUAUCAGAAGACUCAGAAUUAGAUGUAGAAAUCAAAGUAAAACAAGCAGAAGAGCCCAAUCAGGAAGGAGACGCGGCUUCUCUACCAGAAGAAGGUCAGAGCACAGACAAAAGCCCAGAAGAGCAGACCGCCAGCACCGCCAAAAGCGAAAGUCCUGAAAAAGAAGAAAAAGAAGAGGAGGACAAGAGCAUCAGUGCACCCCUGGUGCUCUCUCAGGAGAGGAGAGAGGAAGUCUGCAGAAGGCUGUGCAGCUUGGAGGAACAAAUAAAGAGACUGCAGACUGUAGAAGAGGCGCACCACAAACUGCAGGAGGCCCUUUCCAAGUUCACUCUAGAAGGGGGCAACUUUUAGUAAGGCAACUUUGCUUCUCCAGGUUCCCACUGGUUCUGGUUCGCUUUCAGAGGCUUCCCUGCAGACAAACUUUCUUAUGUCCCUGAUACACGUUAGCUGGAUCCUUGUCGCUUUUAUUCUUUCAUUCACGGCUUCUUGCGGCCAAAAUUAAGUUUAGAUUCUGUCGGUUUGGUGCACAGUCCAGUGGUUCAGUAAUAGAACAUUGGCACUGUGUGAAAAUUUGUAUGCACAGUUUACCAAAAAACAAAAAAAAUCUUUUCAUUGGGAUUUAGGUUUUUAUUUUUUGUGGAGAUGAUGCAAAAAGCAAUAUUUUGGUCUGAGUCAGAACUCUGCCUAUUAAAUUGUAAUGACUGCAUUCUGCUGUAACACACAAAUGCACACCGAGACAUGCAAGCUGUAAAGUGGUUUUCAGAAACGCCAAAAAAUAAUAACAUUGUACAGUAAAUGAUUAAGCCUUAAUAAUUUUAUGUAGCAAUAGAUGUAUUGAGAAAUGAAUGCUGAUAUAUAUCUAUAUAUAUUGUUCCUUAUAUCUAUGCCAAAGUACAGGAGAGAUGCACUUUUAUUUCUUGAUCAAAACAAGUUGAGAAGACAUUUUUUUUUCUGUUUGUGUGACUUCGGCUCUCUAUUUCGAAAUGCUUUUUGAUCAGAUGGGCUUAAGAAAACAGCCCUCAUAUUUACAAAGACACAUUUGUGUAACAAGGAAGGACCUUUUUGCUUUGAUAGAUUUGCUUGUUCAUGAAAAGGCAUUUCUAAAAAGUGAAACUAUAGACAAUCAUGCUUUUGAUAACGGAGGCUUGUUUGUAUGUAUUGCUUUUAGUGUUUAUUCCUCCGAGUCUGGUUAGGUCAGCGGGUUGCCUCAUCUGAAUGAGACUGUUACAACACUGGGGCUGAAAUGGAGAGAAGCAGCUGGACGGGAACAGCAGAAAACCUGGGAUAUAUGAUGGAGACCGAGCGAUUUUAGGGGGUUUGCUUUUGGUUUCAACUGCUUCAACUAUAUAGUCAUGAGAGUGCUGUGCAGAUGAAAUACUUUGGCAUGGAGACACUCAGCCCUUUUCUGCAACAAUUCCUGCAAUGUUACCUUCUCCUAGACAGUUGGCAGUUACUGAUCUAUUUUGAUUUAAGCACAUAAACCGACCUGGAUCUUAGGAGUUUUUCCCUGAUUAUUACAAAAACACCUUCCCUGGUAGCACUAUUAAUGAUAAAACUGAGCUUUCUUUUGCAUUUGACUGAUCAGUUGCUUGUAAUUAUUGUUUUUGUGGCAUCAUUUUUAUCAUGGAGGCUGUAUACCAGGACCAAAUGCAUAGAGAUCCUUAUUGGAGCUACAAAAACAAAAAAACUCAAACCAAAAUUCCUCCUCUCUCCUUUAAUUUACAUUUACUUCUGUGAGGAAAAUUAAAAUAAUUUCUCACAAGGAGAACUACAGUGAAAGGGCUUUUAGUGGCCUCUUGAAUAAAAGACUAAAGAGCAAACCUGAAGUUGGACUCGUGGGACCUGAGCUUUCAAUACAGGGAAAAGGAAAAGAGGAGGAAGGAAGGAAGGAAGGAAAGCUGCAGACAAAUGCUCCUCUUUCUGACAUUGAGAUCAGGUUCACUACCUUUUAGAUUCACUUACAUUGGUGUUGCAGAGAAUUCCACCCAAUGAACCUACUGAACUGCAGUGCUUUUUAAAUCAAUCAUAGCUUUGUUUUGGAACAUUACUCCCAUUCUUUUCUUCCUCAUAAAAACUGUAUGUGCCAUUGUUACCUUGAGGAAAAGAGCAGUGGUCUCUCUUGAUGGCAUCAUAGGCUUUCUGCUGGACAUUUUUCCAAUCAUGGUUUUGUUUUCAUUUGAUUUUUCGUAUGCAAGUUAGGGAAGUUUGAUGUGAUAUUUUAUAGAACGGCUUUGCAGAGAUGUACUAUAUGUAUGCCAAAUAUGUGAAAUAAACUUUACUAAAUGAAUUUACCAGCCAUGCAUAUGUGUAACAAUAGAUUCUCUUACUGUCAGAAUGCACUCAAGCUAAAUAGCACAUUGUGGGAAACAUUUAUAACUGUAGACGCUGAUGAAAGUCAACUUCCCCUUGAGUUUUAUUGACCAUUUUAGGCACUUCCUCUUUUCUGUUUUUAUGUAGGAUGUAUUGAUUUUUCCCCCCCCCAUUGUUUUUCUUUUAAACGUAUGUGUUUAGGGCUUUGCCUUUUUAUUUCCUUUACAUUCGGUUGUAUUGGUAGAUUUUUAGGACCAGCUUCAUACAGUUGAUUAAAAAAAGGCAAGAUUUCUUCCACAUUAUGAAAUAUUAUAUGAUGACCUACUAUGUUGAUUAAAAGUAACCUUUUUUUUCCCCAUCUCCCUUUUUAUCCGCUCUAUUUGAGCUCAUUGAAACAUCUAUUUCCAUUUAGGAAAAAAGAAAAAAAACCUGCUCCCUGUCAUCAUAGCCUCAGACUUUUUGUGUGUUUUGUUUUUCGAAAUGAAUAUCCAGGAACUGUAUUGUGUAUUUGUUGUGAACAUUAAUUAUGUAAGAGGCUCUAAAUUGAUGUAUAUCUAAGAAAAUUUGUGGUACUUUUUUAAUUCUUUAUUUUUAAAUAAACUGGGGACAUUCAA
This is a messenger RNA of Oryzias latipes (Japanese medaka), 5887 nucleotides long. NCBI's taxonomy places the organism in Eukaryota, Metazoa, Chordata, Actinopteri, Beloniformes, Adrianichthyidae. The record is from RefSeq and is a predicted model, not a curated record.